AUGGAUGGGGUGCUGAGUGUUUUGAGUAGGCUAGGGGUCCAUGCCCAAACAGAUAAACCAUCUGUAGAGUAUGGUCUUAGGGAAAAGUUUCGAGGAAGGAGAAGUACGGAGGAAUUGUUUUUCUGGUGUAAAUUCAAAACUGACUUGGAGCAAUUAGCAUUGUAUGAAGUUUACUGGUAUCUUGAUGGAAAGCGUAAGUUCAUUAGCGGAGCAGUCCGGAGCAGCAGGUUGAAUGAAACUUAUUUAACAGAAGAAAAUGGAAUAGAAUUGAAUAGAAAGAUAUCUUGCUUGGUAAAAACAACCCUAAACCAUUCAGAAGUUUUAUCACCAAGAAGUGGCGAAUAUUUUGCUGGAAUUAAGAUAGAUGAGACCUUUAUCCUAAUUCGUCGUGGAGGAGGAAAUAAGAUUCGACUGAAGUUGACUGUACCAUUUGGCUGCGCGUAUUAUACAGAUUCUUUAGACGUGCAAAAUUGUGUGCUUAACAUCCAAAUGGUAGAAUACGGAAAUUGUACUUCGAACAGUGAAAGUUUAAGCAAAUGUGGAAUAUCAAUACGGCGAAACGAUUGGAAUAAAACACAUGAAAUGGAGAUAGGUCAUAGUGACGAUUAUACUCGCAAGUUUUUACCGUAUAGACGUAUCCAACUAGAAACUCAAAGACUCCUCUCAAAUGAAAUAUGGAGCCAUCUUGAAAUACCCGCUGUUCAGGUCUACAUUCUAGAUAGCCAAAUCUCCCUCACAUGCAGCAAACUUAAAAACGGAAAUCAGAACCUGUUGAUUCAGAUACGCCGAGCAAGAAUUGGACUAAAUAAAAACCGAUUAUGUGGACUAGCAGUUCGGGCAGGGGCUGAUGUUUUUCUCAUUGAUGCUUGUCAUUUUCCAACGACAAAAAAGUUUCGAAGAUGUGUGGAUAAUGUCAUUUCCGUCAGGGUUUGGGAUGGUUUGUCAAGCCGUAUUACAGAGGUGAAUUUGUUGCCCGGAACAAGAAUAAUUGCGUCAGAAAAAUUGAACACAGCAACCAACCAAACAUCUUUGCUGAUCUACAUUUGUUAUUUGGAUGUGCUGACUCUCUCGGAUAUCAUUUUAAAUGAAGCUUCCGUCAAUCUUUUUGAAAUAUCAGACAGAGAUAAUGCUACAAUCCAGCGUCUUAUGAAGGGUUCCCUUGCCGUCUGUACAUGCCGUUAUAGUAGUAAACAAGCAUACUUUAUCGACUACGACCCUUUAACGAAUUCCACUAUAUGCACUAAUAGCGAUAACAGUAUUUGUCACUCAUCCAUCAAAGAAACAACAUCAAAUCCAAAUUUCUGCAAAAUAGUAAAAAGAAAUCCAGAAUGGGUAAUAAUAUUCAAAGCAACAGCUGGAAAUGGAGAGAGAGUGUACGAUGCUUGGAGUAGAGAUCUAUCCAAGCUGUCGUAUUGCACGCCAGAAUUAGGAUGCUUACCAGAAGGUUAUACAACAGACACAUUAUCACCGACUUCCAGACAUCUUACCAGUCAAUUAAUCAAACAAUGGAACUAUAAUUAUGUUCAAAAGGUUAAGCUGGAACUAUAUACUAGAGGGACCAUGGUCUUGCAACUCAUUUUCGAUGCCGAGAAUAGCAAUAAUACGAACUGGUUUUCAAAUGAUCGACUUUUGUACAGCAGCUAUCAGGAUAUGCAUCGAAACAGUGUUUAUAACUAUUUCUCCAUUCGAGGUUUUUUCGAGAUUGGAGGAAUCAUUCGAAGAUUUCAUAUUAACUCUAAAUAUGAUGGAUGCCCCGGAGAUAUAGGAUGGUUAACUGUUGUUGAUUCUGAUCCAAUUCAUCGCUGUUCCUGGGAAUCGAGCUUACCCUUUCCGCAAAUGCUGUACGCGAAAGGAAAAGUCAGGAACUGGAAUUCAGGUGAUAUUGGACACGCAGAUACCAUGGCUAUAUAUAUAUUUAAAUAA
This is a messenger RNA of Saccostrea echinata, 1923 nucleotides long. RefSeq lists its product as uncharacterized. The record is from RefSeq and is a predicted model, not a curated record. Bases 1 to 1923 code for a protein of 640 amino acids. The transcript is spliced from 14 exons. NCBI's taxonomy places the organism in Eukaryota, Metazoa, Mollusca, Bivalvia, Ostreida, Ostreidae.